Messenger RNA from Cylicocyclus nassatus, 1383 nucleotides. Lineage: Eukaryota; Metazoa; Nematoda; Chromadorea; Rhabditida; Strongylidae. The record is from the annotation of a GenBank genome assembly.
CAGGACAGUACUGAAUAGAAAGCGAUGACAGCCACUUUCGAGCAGUUAAAGGAGGAAGCUGACUCGCACAACGUUAGCAGGAAGAAUGCUCCCCUCUGUAGAGUUUGUGAACGAGGAUAUGACGGUUCACAGCAUUUCGGAAUUGAGGUGUGUCGAGCUUGUGCAGCAUUCUUUCGUCGAGCAGUUGAAGGUCGCAAGAAGUUUGUCUGUCGCAAAGGUGGUGACCGCUGCCAGCUUAACGCACCUCGAAAGGUAACGUGUCAAAAAUGUCGAUUUAUGCAAUGUCUGAAAGUUGGACUUCAGCCUGAAUUAGUCCAAUGUAAGCGCCUGUCCCCACACUACGACACAGCUUACUCUCCCGAAUUCAAGACGGAAGUCCCGUCGACGUCCAGUGAACUGGUGCCUUUACGAAACAGUGGUUUGGACGUCGUUCCCAUCGCCAAUGAUGCUAACUCGCUUUUUCACUCUACGAUAUUCCGUCCUAUUCCUACCGUAAAUCCUGUCUACUCAUUCGAUUCUACCAGCGCAAGGCCAAACCUCAUUUACAGGGUGCUUCAAAAUUAUAGGAGGAUGUAUGAUGAGCGAUGGGUAAUGGAGCUCGAUAUGCCGGGAAACGAGAAUGCACCCACCUAUUCCGCUGUUGGCAAGGUUUUCUACUUAGCUUCACUGUCGCGUCUGUCCACAAUUAUGCGCAAGCAGAUGGCUUAUAUCUACAGAUUUAUACAAGAAACGUUCGACGAUUUUGCUUGCUUUAAUCAAGCUGAACAGCAAAUGAUAGUGCAUCGAUUCAUGACAUGCCUCUGGGAAUUGGAAGGCUCGUACUGGACUUACCGAAACAUUCCAGCUCAAGCAGAUGAAAAGAUGAUGCUCACUCUGACCACCUAUAGCGACAUGGAGAACCUAGAAUAUUUGAUAAUGGACAAGAAGGAACCGCAAGAUCUUUGCCAAUUGAAACAGGUGAUCAUCUCAUUACAAAAUCAUGUGCGCUCCACCUUGAUCAAUCAAAUGCGAAGUUUCAUCCUUUCUGAAGUGGAAUUUGUCGCCUUACUAGCGUUGAGUCUAUGGUCACAAAGGAACUUACGCGGUCAUGAGAAAGCCGAACGAGUUGCUAGCAAGUACAGAGCUCAGAUCUUCUAUGAUUUACAUGAACAUUACAGGGAAGAGCGAAAGAUGGACAACUACGCAAACAGAUUUGGAGACUUGAUGUGCCUAUUCGUCGAUGCACAGAUGAAUGCCACCAGAAUCGGAGAGGACAUCGAGUUAUUGAAACUGUUCAAUAUGUACAACGUUGAAACUUAUGUUUACGACUGUCUUCGAGGCAAUAUGAAAACAAGAGGAUAUCUGAGAUGAUUACUCGAAUGAGUAUUGACUUGUUUGAUUGCA